CUGCUAUCUACUCGUAAGAGGUGCGGGUGCUUCGUCUACUUUACGCUCAAAUGCCAGUGCCCGAUUAAAAGGUCUACGCUGAAAGACCACGGGGUUGUUAAUCAUUUAGCCUAGCAAAGCUUUUACCAUUACAAGCGAGUUAAUUGCUAGUUCGUUCGCCCAGAAUGCAUGGGCUCACUAGCUUCCUGAGUCUCUCAUUAGCAAUCGCAUCCGGAACCAGGGCUUUGAAUGCUUCCAUAUUCACCUUCAGCCCAUCUCCACCAUGGAAAAAUACAAAGACUACGAUGGUAACCGAUGAUAUAGCUCGGCAUCUCCUGGAGCUUCGAAUGAACGUACCUACCGCUUCGGCUCUAGGGAAGUGGGAUCAAGACCUAGUCGAGCUUUUGGACACAUAUGGUGGCACACCACGUCCGUUGUUUGGCGGUGAUGUCGACAAUAAGGACGUCACUAGGAGCCUUGUGAUUCUUGAAGGGAUAGGGGCCGGACUUGGAUCUACUAUUCAGCAAGAGUACCAAGGAGGCCUCGUGAUCGGUAGCCCUUCGGCCAAUUACCUAAUUGAUGGUUUCCUCGACACAUCAUCAGAGGCUAACUCUGACGGCUAUAUGGCUAAAAAGAAAUAUUGCAAAUCCGAUAGCGGAGGCGAAACCAGCUUCGAUGUUCUUCGGACACUUGAAAAUUGCAUUCCAAAGGGCUCUGCAUUCGAAGCGGUAGCCCACAUAUUCGGCAAAGAGCUUCUCGGCAUUGUGAAAGCGAUGGAAGCAUGGGUGGACGAGCAGAGUUUAACAGCAGUCUUGAAAAUCUCAUUUCAGUUUCCUGACGAAUAUGUCGGCUCUGGCUCUGUAGCUGGUUCGCUGAUGUCUGUUCUCCAUGGUCUACGUACUCUUUCGUCAGACGUCAGACAGGUCACAGCAGUUCUUCUGCCUACAUCUAGUCAAGAUGAAGGUUCGAAACAUAGGAUGAAUCCUCGAGGAGCCGUGACAGAGGAAGCUUCUGUCAGAUCGACUAGCGCAGCAGUUAUGACGACGCUCCAAAGGCAAGCACAUCCAGUUUGUUUCACCUCGAAUUCUUCUUGCACUUUGGCAACUGAUAGCUGCUCUGGACAUGGGGUUUGCUAUAAAAAGUCCGGUUCAGCCAACGAUGAGGCCGCUAGCGAUUGCUACGCAUGCAAAUGUAAGUCAACCAUCGUCACCAAAGAAGAUGGUACUGUUCAAAAAAUUCGGUGGGGAGGGCCUGCGUGCCAAAAAAGAGAUAUCAGCUCCCCUUUCUUCUUGAUUGCUGGUAUCAGUAUACUGGUGGUCAUGGCGGCAGGUACUGCUGUGGGGAUGUUGUUUCACAUUGGACAAGAUGAGUUGCCAGGUGUUAUAAGCGCUGGGGUUGGCCCCACAAAAGCGCAAAAGUGAUGUCAAUGCUAUAUACUUCGGAGUACAUCUCAUCCAAACC
Molecule: messenger RNA, 1440 nt
Organism: Aspergillus caelatus
Lineage: Eukaryota; Fungi; Ascomycota; Eurotiomycetes; Eurotiales; Aspergillaceae
Product: DUF3844 domain-containing protein
Exons: 4
Coding region: 165-1400 (411 amino acids)
Cellular component (GO): endoplasmic reticulum
Source: RefSeq, a predicted model, not a curated record